This is a messenger RNA of Suillus paluster, 564 nucleotides long. RefSeq lists its product as uncharacterized. NCBI's taxonomy places the organism in Eukaryota, Fungi, Basidiomycota, Agaricomycetes, Boletales, Suillaceae. The transcript has 2 exons. The coding region runs from base 1 to 564 and encodes 187 amino acids. The record is from RefSeq and is a predicted model, not a curated record.
AUGCUACACCAUCUCCAGCUGGCUCUUCACUUGUCAAAAUUUGCGGAGGGCUUCAGCAACAACGAACGCCAAGCAGCUGCUAGGGCACUGCUUAGGCAUGACGUGCAUAUUGAUGGUACUCAUUAUCAGACGAGGACACCUAAGGGUCUUCACCCAUCUUACAUUGCAUUCAAUCCUCCCAUGGAACAGAUGGACAAGAGGACUCUCACACAAGACGACCUACUAGAAGCGGGGCUGCAGGACAUAUUUGAUGUGGUUAACUUACAAGAUCGCCUCAAUGGCAGCAUCUCACUCAUUAUCCGCUGUGCAGGUGUGGCAGUAGGUCCAACAUUCUCGCCUGAGAAAAUCCCUUUGGACAUCUAUAUUACUCCCCACGAGUUGCAAGCGACACCUGAGCGCAUUGGUGGAGAUGUUGCUGUUUGGGCGCAAGUGUUUGCUCAGGAGUUUGCCAUCCCUCAUCUCCAGUGUUUUUCGCAAUGUUGUGCUAUCGAGAAGGUCACCCCACCCAAGUGCUGUAAGUUAUCCAUCAUACUACUCUAUCGUACAUCACUAACUCAAUUGUAA